Molecule: messenger RNA, 978 nt
Organism: Gilbertella persicaria
Lineage: Eukaryota; Fungi; Mucoromycota; Mucoromycetes; Mucorales; Choanephoraceae
Product: Alpha/Beta hydrolase protein
Exons: 6
Coding region: 1-978 (325 amino acids)
Source: RefSeq, a predicted model, not a curated record
AUGUACCUUGUUCCUUCUUCUACGCACAUCAUUCCAGUUCAUCCUUCUACAGAUGGUUAUGAUGUUCAGAAGUUAGUGGUUGAUACGCACUCCUUUCCGGGUACUAACAGUACCAACAAGAUGGUCUUUAUGUUUUCUCAUUCCAACGGCUUCCAUAAAGAAUCCCUUCAUCCCCUUAUGAAGCGGUUGGUUGACAGUCUCAGAACCAUCAAGGCCUAUGACCAAACUGAUCUUUUGCUCGUCUCUUGGGAUGCUCGUAACCAUGGAGACUCAGCCAGACUGAAUCAAGGCACUUUUUUGAACUCAUAUCGUUGGUUUGAUAAUGCCAUGGAUACCAAGCAAGUGGUGGAUCAAUUGAAACUAAAGGACCAUUUGCUUAUUUUAGUGGGUCAUUCGUUUGGUGCGAGUAGUGCUAUUCUUUGCGAAUUCUUUUUCCCCAACACGUUUGAUGGAUUAUGUGUGAUUGAGCCUGUGAUGUCGAAUAUUUUUUUAGAUGCUAAAUUGGCAAGUCAAGUGCCUGUGCUUGCUUCCUUAAGACGCCGUGAUGAAUGGCCAACAAGAGAAGCAUGUCGUGCAUCUUUAUUGACCAAGAAGUUCUUUCAGUUGUUACAUCCUGAAGUACUUGAUCUUUAUGUGGAAUAUGGCAUGUAUGACACUGAACAAGGCACUGUAAAACUCAAGUGUCCUAGAGAACAAGAAUAUCAUGUAUUUAGAUACGCUACUUAUGAUACCAACACAGCACGUAGAUCACUUGCUUUGAUUAAAGUGCCUAUUCACUUUGUUUAUGCUUUGGGAUCUAGUUUUGUGCGUCGUCAAGAUGCCGCUAGUGUCAUCAAUCUCAACAAGGAUAGAAUCACACUCGAGUUUGUUGAAGGCACUCAUAUGGCUCCUAACGAAACACCCGAUAUUAUUGUGCCACAUAUCUUGAAGACCAUCAAAAGGGUCCAUAAGGAAAAGACAAACAUAUCUAGACUUUAA